GGCCAUCAUUCUCUCUUUACCCUAGCUCUGAAUUACUCUCGUAUUCUGCCUCCCCAUGUCACUUCAUCAUCUUCAUCAUGUCGGUGCCCGAGUCUCCAAAGCGCCGGCAACUACGGAAGGCGCUACGUGCCCUUACAAACCAUGUUGCAGGGCUCAAGGAGCAUGAAUUUGAUGUAAAUCAAGCGAAGGCACAAAAUAUCCACAUCCUACCGAUGGAUCUAGACCAACAGUCCCCGUCCAGGCCGACCUUUUUUGCAUCACGCUCUCCCGACCUAUUGUUUAGUCCCGAUGACUCUUAUGACCAUAGAACACCCCCAGGUUUUUGUAACCUUGAUUCAAUCCCCCGAAAGUUUCGGGAACCCAGGGACGGUGCACGUAACAUACUGGAAUACUUCCACCAUUAUGUUUAUGCCUGCGCUUUGUUCAGUAAAGAUUGGGUUCUCAAUGAGCCAUGGUGUCCUGUGAGCCUUGGUGAUGUGCCCUUUGUGAACCUGAAUGACCAUAGCUCUCCUGAGUUUGUAACAUCAAACGCUUGUCAGGUUAAGGAUGGUCCAUAUCCACACCUCAAAGCCAUGGUUUAUAAUAAUCUGGACGGUGCCGACGAUAUUAUUCUGCGAGGAGAGGUAACGAUAGCCCUGCGCUUGAUCAUUGCGCAAAUGAGGCGAAAUCGCUUCAUCGAGCACAUGACUGCACCGGUUCUUCUUUUUUCCUUUAUGGGACCCCAGCAGGUUCGGCUGGUCGAAGCAUAUUUCAACGGUAGUUCCGUGGUAGUACGCCCAUCCCGGCUUUUUGAUCUUCGCACAAAGAACGAGGCUGUUCUUAAAGAGUUGGGUCAGUGGUUCUUCGGGCCGCCGAUUGGGAACACCAAGGAAUGCCCCUAGUCGUAUUUCUAGCCUUUUCUCCAAGUAUGGUUUGUGUUUAUGGUGGCGCGUAUUGGGGUCUGACUCUUAGGUUGGUUUAGGCGUUCCUGUGUUUUCCUAUUCCUUCUAGUUUUGCUUUUAAUUUCAGGUCAUUUCGACUAUUCCGUCUGUAAUGU
Messenger RNA from Aspergillus pseudonomiae, 1036 nucleotides. RefSeq lists its product as uncharacterized. The coding region runs from base 78 to 881 and encodes 267 amino acids. The transcript is spliced from 3 exons. Lineage: Eukaryota; Fungi; Ascomycota; Eurotiomycetes; Eurotiales; Aspergillaceae. The record is from RefSeq and is a predicted model, not a curated record.